Ooceraea biroi (clonal raider ant) is the source of this 4509-nucleotide messenger RNA. It is a transcript of the gene Ptip, whose product is annotated as PAX transcription activation domain interacting protein. Gene Ontology annotation, cellular component: MLL3/4 complex. NCBI's taxonomy places the organism in Eukaryota, Metazoa, Arthropoda, Insecta, Hymenoptera, Formicidae. The record is from RefSeq and is a predicted model, not a curated record.
UGAUGUAGCGUCACGAACUCGCUACAUAACCUACAAUCAUAAUAAUAACAAAAGCGUCGCGACGGACUUUUGUUAUCAAAUACUGCGAAGUCAUAUUUAGCAACGGUUCGCGCGCUAUUGUAAUGUUGAAAACGUGAAUUUUCGUAGACCGAUUCAUUAAGAUGGGUGACAUACGGGCUGGUCUCGAGGAUUUAAAGCUCGACGGUGUUCUAUUCGCCAACGUUAAAUACUACGUCAGCGGUGAAGGCGAUCCCAAGAUUUUGAAUUUACUGCAAGAGGGUGGAGCUGAAAGGUCCAAUUAUUUUAGUGAUUUUGUCACGCAUCUCAUAGCAGGCUAUGAAGCAUUGGAAAAUGAUAUAUCUGCAGCGAAAGAUCUGUAUGAGAUUCCAGCAGUUACACAAAACUGGAUUCUAUAUUCCGUUAAAUGCAGCAAAUUACUCCCAACACAAUAUUUCUCACCAGAAGAAAAUCAAUUGUUCUCGAAUGUACGUGCGUGUAUAUCCCAGGUAAGUCGAGCAGACAGUAAAUCACUCUGGGCAAUGAUAACGUUGCAAGGUGGCAAAUGUCAGCUACGCCUGGAUAGAUAUUGCACUCAUUUGAUUACGGGAAAAGCGAAUGGCAUAAAAUAUGAAACUGCAACGAGGCAUCAUAUACACAUUGUUACGCCUGAUUGGCUAACGGAAUGUUGCAAGAAAAGCGCUAUUGUUAGCGACGUGGAAUAUCAUCCAAGACUACUGAUUUAUCCAUCUCCGAAUAGUUCAACAGCUAUGAUUACUGGAUUUAUGGAUGAAGAUACCGAUAAUAAAGUCACACAAGAAGAGCAAAAUAAGACCAAAGCUAUGUUGGAACAACUCAAGCAACGCAUGCCAUGGAAUCAACCAAGUCCGCCAGUGUCGUCGAAUGCUUCGCAUAGUCUUGGUGCAAGUGCUGCAGCAACUGUUCCUUAUUCAACUAAUGGACAGAAUAAUAUAAAUAUACAACCGCAACAGCAUCUUUCACGAUCAGUUCCCUCGACUAGUCUAACCACUUCCACAAUUGCUCCAUCUGUUUCUGAUCAAAAUAUUAUCAAUCAAGCGACAUGGCUACCACAGGUAUCUCAGCAAAGUAAUAUUUCUCAACAAACAAAGACUGUACCGUCACAGAUGCAACAACAAGAGCUGCCACCGCAACAGCAGCAGCAACAACAAAUAAAUAUUCAACAUCAGUUGAUACAACAACAACAAUUAACGCAACAACUAACGCAGCAUCAACAACAGUUACAACAAGCACCGUACAGUCAACAGCAACAACUUUUAAAUCAACAACAAUCAGCUCAAAUAUCAUCGCAACAACAGUUGAUAGGGCAACAACAACCACUCGGGCAGCAAUCGAUGAUGCCACAACAACAGCAGCAGCAAAUAAACUCACAAUUACCACAGCAUCAAUUAACUUCGCCGCAACUAUUAACAUCACAACAGAAACAAUUAAAUCCGCAUCAAAUUAUUCAACAACAGCAAUUGCAAACGUCACAGCAAUCACAUUUGACACAACAGCAGGUACAAUUAGCAGCUCAACAGCAGCAGCAACAGCAGAUAGUAAUGCAACAGCAACAACCGAUUGCAGGUCAGCAUCAAUUGACUCAACAGCAGACUCCGUCACAGCAACUUACUCCAGAACAAAGGCAACUCAUUUUGUUGCAACAACAACAACAGCAACAAAAGAUUCAACAGAUAUCACAGCAAUUACAACAAUCUGCGCCACAGAGCUCUCAACAGUUUGUCAUAAGAGAAGGCCAGCUACAACAACAACCGCAAAAUCAGCAAUUAAUCGGGCCGAAUCAACAAGGAUUUAUCGUGCAACGAGAUCCGCAGUGGCAACAACAGCAAUAUCACUUGCAGUUGCAAAGACAACAACAGCAAAUCGGGCCUCAGAGACCUGGAGGGCAAUGGAACCAGCAACCGCCUCAACCACCCAGGCAGUUGAUUCAAUUAGACGCACAGACGCAUCAGCAAUUGCAGCAGAUGGACCCGCAGCAAAGGGCUCAGUUCAUCAAGAAGAUUCAGAUACAACGGAACAUGAUAGUGCAAAGACAGAUGCAGAACCGUCAGGCGCAGCAAGGUCCGCAUAUCGCUGUUAUAAGGAGUCCUGGUAAACCGGUGCAACCAGGCGGAUUGCAAUGGGUUCAACAAGCUCGACCUCAGAUGAUGGGACCACAGCUCGCGCAAACUCCUGGACAGAAACCAGUGCAUCCGGGGGUACAACCACCAGCGUUAACCCCGAUAAACUCUUCGAAUCAAGUUAUCGUGCCGGCUGGUCAGACCGUUCAGGGUCCAGAAGCAUCGCAAGCAGGGCAAACAUUCCAGCAGAGGCAACUGAUACCGCAGCAAAUAGCGCAGUUGCAUAUGCAGAAACAGCAACAAAUGGCUAGAUUGCAACAGUUACAACAUUUGCAGCAGCAACAACAACAACAGCAGCAGCAGCAGCAGCAAGGCGCGCAACAGGAACCACCGUUAACGUCCUUGCCGAAUAACGCGCAGAUUCCGCCAGAUCAGCAACUCGUCGUGAAUGCUAAAACCAAAACUGCGCUAGCUAACAUGCUGACUAAUAGAUUACAGGGUGGUGCUACGGAGGGUAGUGCGUCUGGUCAAUUGAGAUUGAUGACUGCGCAACACAGACCUCCGCCACCUCCCUCGCAGGAUCCACAACUCCUAGCUGCUUAUCAGAGAAGGACUCUGGGGAAUAUAACGAAUGGUGCACCAGCAGGGGCACCCAUAAAGAUGCAGUUUGCCCCAGUCAUGCCACAACCUAAGGCGCAAUUUUAUGGUCACAAUCCAAAUUUGAAACUUCCGCCAGACUUAUUCUUGUUGGGAUGUAUUUUCGUCAUUGUCGAAUACGACGUGCAACGCCCGAAUGAAGUUUCGGUGUGGAAACAAGUUAUCGAGAGACAUGGCGGUGAAGUAGAACCGCAAUACUGUACUCGUGCGACCCAUGUACUAGCCAUCACGCAAAAACAUCCAACUGUCGUACAAGCAUUACGUGAAGGGAAACGUUGCGUCAGUGCGCAUUGGCUUUCUGACGUUGUCAGUAAGCAGCAAUUGCUACCACCCUGGCAUGCCCUGCAUUUUCCAACACCAUUCAGCUUAACAGAAUUUCCAUGUGUCAAGCAAAUUGUAUCGUUAUCUGGAUUCGAAGGAGAAGAACGAGCGAAAGUUAAAUAUAUGUUGGAAGCUUUGGGUGCAAAGUACACAAAUUAUUUUUCCAAGCACAAUACUCUUCUGGUUUGCAGAAGGACAGACGGACAGAAAUAUAAAAAAGCGCGCGAAUGGCAAACUAGCGUUGUAAACGCACUGUGGUUGACGGAUUUGCUUUGUGGACAAAUGAACGCUUUGCGUCAACUUGAGGGUCCAAAGUAUCAACAGUUUAAUCUGAGUAACCCUUUUAGACUAGACUAUUCACUAGUGCCUCAUCUCAUGGCUGCUUGGAAAAUGCCAAUAAAUAUUACUCAAGAGUCGUAUGACAAAAUAAACCAGGUUGGACAGGGUCCAAAUUCGAUCAGAAAAUACAAAAAGCCACGAUUGGAUGGCCCAUUAUUGAAUAAAGACCCGCAUCUUUUGGGUUUGGAGGAACCGAUUGUCGUCAGUAAUCCUGAUCCUCCGCCACCUGAUAAACAACCGAGAAUACUAUUCUCUGGUAUAAAUCCAAGAAAGCAUGCCAAGAGGAUUCGCGAACUAGGAGGUGCUCUGGCUGCUAACUGGCGAGACGCCACUCACCUCAUAAUGUCCGCACCGUUACGAACAGUAAAACUGUUGUGUUGUUUAUCGCGAUGCAAAUUUAUCGUCAACCUACAAUGGUUGCUCGAUUGUUCCGCGAGAAAUACUUUUGUGGACGAAAGUGCAUAUAUGCUCGGCAAUGCAGAGUUCGAGAAAAACUUUAAUUGCAAUAUCGAAAAAGCUUUAGCGAGUCCUAAUCGUGGGACAGUACUUAAGGGUAAGAUAUUUUAUGUCACACCAAGUGUGAUACCAUCCCCUUCAGCGAUCGCGGAGAUAAUAGAAAGUGCAGGAGGUACAAUGGAAAAGACGCGUAGACCACUUGCGCAAAUACAAGAAAUGAAUGCCGGGAUAUUAACUUAUUUUAUCGUAACCCAUGAGAAUGAUCUUCAUCUUCUUUCCGAUGUCUUACGUGCGAAUAUCGGUGUGUACAGUGCGGAAAUUGUAUUAGGCGCAGUUGCACGACAAUACUUCCAACUUGAUACGAGUCAAGUUUAAAAUAUUACACUUUACUGUAUUUUUAUCCCUAUUAUGGGCCUACCAAGUCUUUUAUGCCCGAUUCCACCAACGUCGUUUAAUUUUAACCGUCGUUUAACUCACUCUUUGUCUCUUUCUAAGGCAGGUAGUUAGAAAGAGACGAAGAGUGAGUUAAACUACGGUUAAAAUUAAGCGACAUUGGUGGAAUCGGGCAUUAGUGAGUUAUUUUCGACAAACUUUUGCUUAUCCUCUGCAAUGGGACAAUAAAGAACAUAAUUUUAUCAUA